This is a messenger RNA of Trichobilharzia regenti, 1181 nucleotides long. Lineage: Eukaryota; Metazoa; Platyhelminthes; Trematoda; Strigeidida; Schistosomatidae. The record is from the annotation of a GenBank genome assembly.
AUAUAUAUAUAUAUAUAUAUAAACAGGUAUCUAAAGCUAUAUUUUUUUCUAUUUAAACGUGGAAGAUUGAAUUUUAAACAUGACAGUCAAAACUACACUUAACUUUCACUGCGGAAUGAUGUUUCUUCGUAUAACAUUCAUCUAUUAAAAAAGACAACAAGAUGAAAAUUCAAAUGUUUAUACACCAAUGUCAUUGUUCGGUAUCUCGUCCUGGUUGUCGGUGGCAUUACAUUAUUUGCAUCGGUUGUGUAUAUUAGAUUUUAUAAGUUAACUGUGGAACGUCCAACCAACAGCCUAUAUCUAAUGUCUCAGUGUUCUCCUUUAAUUAAAAAAAUGUCAUGGGGCUCUAUUACAGUGGAAACAGUAUCCGAAGAUGGUACUAUCAAUCCUAAUAAAUUAGUUACAUAUAGAGAUGCAAAACUCUGGCCAAAAGGAAGUCGUGCAUGGGAUUGGAAUGAAACAGGUACUGGUCACUUUAGUGGAAUACAAAAUGCAGAUGUCGAUGAAUUACUUCAUCAUAAUCCUAAUAUUAUUAUAUUAAGUAGAGGUGUUCUAUGUCAACUGAAAGUACCACAAAUGUUAAUUGAUUACAUCAGUCAAACGAAUUCCAAUGUUAAAGUGAUUGUUGAAAGCAGUAAAAAAGCAUUUAAAUUAUACAAUCAAUAUGCAAUCGAAGGUGAACGUGUUGCUGCUUUAAUACAUACAACUUGUUGACAUUCAUUUACGCAGACAGACAGACAACAAAUUCAUAUUUGCUGCAAUAGUAAAAUAGCAUAUCUCUUUGACCGUCUUUGAAAAUAAUCUCUGCUUCCCCGCAAUAAUACAACAACUACUACUUCUUUUUCUUGUUACCACCAUAUUUUGCCUACUAAUUUUUUUUAUCUUACUUCCCAGUAUGCAUAUCACUCUGAGACAUUCUUAUUUAUAUAUAUACAUAGAUUUCAUAAUUAUUUAUUUUUCAUUAUUUAGUAGUUACACACAUACACAUUUUUAUUAAAACACCAUUUAUUUUUGAAUCAUAUUUUUUUCCACUAUUGAUAUAUAGCAUGGUUGAUACCUCUAUUUCUGAUUCACUGUGAACUCACUUGUUAGUACAAAACAAAAUAUUGAUAUAAAUUGCAUGCAAAGAGUAUUGAAAGAUACUGAGACGCUUUUCAAUUAUAUAUAUAUAUAUAUAUAUA